AUGCUGCAGUUUCCUGUUAGAUUUUUCCCAAGAGCAGGCCCAAAGAUAAAAACAACUAGCAUAUCAAAAAGGUUAGAAGAAGCAAAGGAGUAAAAAGAGGAGAUGAUGGAAGAGAUGGAGUUAGAAAAAGACUUCAAAACAAGGCAAUAAGAGGUAAUGAGCGAUCCUGACUUCGGAUAUGGGAAGUCUAAAGAGUAUGAUUCAAAGCAUGAUGACUUCUUUAAUGUCUCUAAUUUAACAAUGGGAGCUGAUCGAGUGCCAGAGGAUAUACUUAAAAGAAUGAAAAAAAUCUUCAGCAAGCAUACUGUCCAAGAAGUUAGAGACUGGAGCAAGCUACUUAUGAAGAAUUACUAGAUAUUACAUGCAAUAGAAAAACCUAUGAACCUAGAUUAUGUCAAACCGUUUUCAAAUACUAGUGAUCUCAUAAAUAAAAGUCCUAAUAUACAUGAAGACCUAGUAAAGAAGAAAUAGGAGGAAGAAAAGUUGAAGUAGUAGUUGGAUAAUAAGAAAAAAUAGGGGGAGGAAGCUCAACAAACAGUAGAGAUGGAAUAAUCUGAGGAAGGAGGUUUUGAAGCUAAAAAAUAAAAGAAAUCUAGAUCUGAGGAAAAGGAGGAAUCUGAAGGCUAGUUAUUUUCUUUAGAAUAUAAGAGAGAGCAUGCAAUUGGCUAUUUAAUGAGAAAAAUGCCUUAUCAUUAUUUCGUAUUCAGAAGGUUGAUAAAUGAAGUCAAAGAAAGAUUACCUAAUUUCAAGCCUGAGUCUGUUUUGGAUUAUGGUGCUGGCUUAGGCAGUGGGGUUUGGGCAACCUAACACAUAUACGGGAAAUAAAAUGCCAUAGAUAAGAAUGGCUCAGUAGUUAGAUCUGCAGCAGUUGAACCAAAUGUAAAUAUGAGAAAACUUGGGAAAUACAUUACAGAGGAAUUGAAUGAAAAAGCAGAAAAUAGUAUUCUAUGGGUUGAUUCACUAAGUAUGAUUCCUGGAAGUGGGGGUGAAAGAGGUAAAUUCGAUUUAAUCAUUGUUGGCUAUGUACUCUAAGAGGUUCCCUCUGCAAAACAAAGAUUGAUGAUUGUUGAAGCGCUUUGGUAAAGAUUAAGAGAUGAUGGAGUUUUCAUACUAGUUGAACCAGGUUCACCUAAAGGGUUUAGAUACAUUCAUUCAUUUAGAGAUUGGAUACUUGCAAAAGAGAGAAUUGAGGCUUCUAUAAUAGCUCCAUGCCCAAAUCAUAAGUAAUGUCCAAUGGCUUAACAUCCAGAUUAAUGGUGCCACUUCAGUUAGAUGACAUAGCGUAUCCCAGGAUACACAUUCCCUAAAGCACCUAAAGAGGCAUAAAUGAUUAAUGAGAAAUACUCUUAUCUUGUAGUAAGAAAAGGAACAACACCAAGCACUGUAUCUGAAAAUUCAACUGAGGAUGAUUUUAAAAGUCCAGCUGAGAAAUCCUUUUUCUGGCCAAGACUAGUAAGACCAAUUAUCAAAUAGCAUAAACACACAAUCAUUGAUAUGUGCAAUACUGAAGGGAAAAUAGAAAGAAGAAUUAUAGCUAAAAGUCACGGGCUAGAAGGAGGAUAUAAAAAAGCAAAGAAGAUGAAGUGGGGAGAUUAGCCAGACUUAAACACUCACAAUGAAGAGGGCGUCUUCAAGAGAAGUCAUUCCAAAUCUUGUAAAGAAGGCUCAGCACCCAAAACUAACUGA
Stylonychia lemnae is the source of this 1686-nucleotide messenger RNA. NCBI's taxonomy places the organism in Eukaryota, Ciliophora, Spirotrichea, Sporadotrichida, Oxytrichidae. The record is from the annotation of a GenBank genome assembly.